Messenger RNA from Morus notabilis, 1760 nucleotides. Its product is annotated as cytochrome P450 71D10. The record is from RefSeq and is a predicted model, not a curated record. Gene Ontology annotation, molecular function: heme binding; monooxygenase activity; oxidoreductase activity, acting on paired donors, with incorporation or reduction of molecular oxygen. Lineage: Eukaryota; Viridiplantae; Streptophyta; Magnoliopsida; Rosales; Moraceae. The coding region runs from base 14 to 1621 and encodes 535 amino acids. The transcript is spliced from 2 exons.
GAAUAAAGUUAUAAUGAACUCAAUAUUUCAACUUCCCUUCCUUCCUAAUUUCUUCAAGCAAAAACAGUAUGAGAUAAAUCUACUCACAUUAUUCCCAUUCCUUUUCACUUUUCUCAUCUUCAUUUUAAUGAUACUGAAAAUAACAAGGAAGAGAUCAAUAGUUUCUCAUGACCCCACCAAAACUACUACUCCAAAUUUACCACCCGGACCUUGGAAACUACCCAUCAUAGGAAACCUUCACCUCUUGAUCAUAGGAUCUGAUCUUCCCCACCACCGCUUGAGAAACUUAGCCGGGAAAUACGGACCGUUGAUGCACUUGAAACUCGGAGAGGUUUCCCACAUUGUCGCCUCUUCACCGGAGGCUGCGAAAGAGGCGAUGAGAACCCAUGAUAUCAACUUUGCUCAAAGGUCCCUAGGCCUUCCGGAAGCCGACGUGUAUGCCUCUUUGGGCAUUACCUUUUGCCCUCAUGGGGACUAUUGGAGACAACUUCGGAGAGUUUGCACGCAAGAACUUUUGAGCCCUAAGCGCGUAAAGUCCUUCCAAUCCAUUAGAGAAGAAGAAGUGUCCAAUCUCAUUGGAUAUCUUAGAUCAAACCAAGGGUCUCUUGUCAACCUGAGUGAGAAAAUCUUUGCCUUGACAUAUUCAAUAACAUCCAGGGCGGCAUUUGGGAAGAAAUGCAAAGAGCAAGAAGCCUUCACUGAGGCUACAAAGGAAGGUCUUAAGAUCUCCGCGGGUUUCAAUGUUUCUCAUGUGUUUCCGUCCCAGAAUUGGCUUCGCCGGAUCACCGGAUUAGGGCCUAAAGUUGAGAAGAAUUUGAAGAAAACGGAUGAGAUACUUCAAAGCAUAGUGGAUGCUUAUAAAGCACGCAAGGCAACAAGGACGGAUAGUGCUGACAGUAAUGAUGCAGCCGAGAUCACUUUGCUAGACGUUCUUUUCAGUCUUGAGGAAAAGGGUGAUAAGGACUUCUCUUUGGAGACCGCAAACAUAAAAGUCAUUAUCAUGGACAUUUUCAUGGCCGGGGGCGAGACGUCAUCCUCAGUCAUAGAGUGGGCAAUGCUAGAGAUGCUGAAGAACCCGAAACUAAUGGAGAAGGCACAAGCAGAGACGAGGCGAGUCUUCGGAAGAAAAGGAAAUGUCGAAGAGACAAACGAUCUCAACGAGCUAGAAUUCUUAGACUUGGUCAUCAAAGAAACCCUACGAUUGCACCCUCCGGUCGUGUUAAUUCCAAGAGAAUCGAAAGAAAGUUGCGUCAUCAAUGGAUACCAAAUACCCGAGAAAACCAAGUUCAUCAUCAAUACGUGGGCAAUAGGGAGAGAUCCCAAGCACUGGAGUGAACCAGAGAAAUUCAAACCAGAAAGGUUUCUCGAGAGUUCGAUUGAUUUCAAAGGCGGUGAUUUUCAUUUCAUUCCAUUUGGCGGAGGAAGGAGGAUGUGUCCCGGAAUCUGGUUUGCAUUGGCAGAUGUUAAGCUUCCUCUUGCUCAAUUGUUGUUUCAUUUUGAUUGGAAACUACCUGAUGGGAUCAGCCACGAGAAUUUGGAUAUGAGUGAGAGUUUUGGUCUGACUGUGAGAAGAAGAGGAGAUCUUUUCUUGAUUCCAAUUCCCUGUCAUGUUAAUCAAUGAAAAAAAGGGCCCGCUCUACUUUUAAACAAAAUAGGCAAUUUCCAAAGACCCCAAAUAACUAAUAAGACUCCAUAUUGGUUGUAUCUAUAUGUUAUUAUUCUUCUGCAUUAAGGGUGAGUUUAUUUUGCAUCAAAGGAAA